UUAAGGUUAGCUUUUGACUUGUGAAGUUAUAUUUAAAAGGGGAGAGUAUGAAAAGGGGCAUUCAUGUGGGCCCCACAAAAUUAUACAUUGUUGAUGAUGGGCACCUAAUAAGAUGUCUAGAUCUGAUGACGGUAGCUAGGCCCCACAAAAUGUUACACUGUUGAUGAGCAAGAAAAUCUAAUUUGGGCCAAAAGCAUGCUCAAUUACAAAAGGUUUUUGAUUUUUUUUUUUUCUUUUCUGCAGGAAUUGUAUGAAAAAAUGGUCAAUCGGGUCGAAACCAUAAUUAAGCUGGGUUUGGUCCCGGAAGAAAUCAGAACUGAGCACAAAGGAUUCUCUGAGUGGAAUUCGGUGGUAACUACGCGCAAUCAUCAGGCCAUUCUUCAGAUAUUAAUUGACAGGGGAGACCCGAAUGCUGUGGACAUGGAAGGAUCGGCAUUGCCAACACUCGUGUACAUGUCACGUGAGAAGAGACCUCAACACCACCACAACUUCAAAGCUGGUGCUUUGAACGCAUUGCUGGAAUUUCAUGGUAUGGAUGGUCAUGGAGGGCCUCCGUACAUUGGGACUGGAUGCUUUGUUAGGAGGGAGAGUCUAUGUGGAAAGAAGUAUAGUGAGGAAUGCAAGGGGGAAUGGCAGAAAGGAAUGGAAGAGCGAGCAAAGGGAAGUGCAAUCGAGUUGGAGGAGAGAGCAAAAGGUCUUGCUAGUUGCACUUCUGAGGAUAAUACUCAAUGGGGAAAAGAGAUGGGAUUGAAGUAUGGGUGUCCAGUGGAGGAUGUGAUAACAGGCUUGGCAAUUCAAUGUAGGGGGUGGAAAUCUAUAUAUCUCAACCCAACAAGGAAAGCAUUCUUGGGUGUUGCACCUACAACCUUAUUACAAUCAUUGGUGCAACAUAAGAGAUGGGCAGAAGUCCACCUUCAAAUAUUCCUCACUAAGCAUUGUCCCUUCAUACAAGGGCAUCUUAAGAUAAAGCUAGGACUUCAAAUGGGCUAUGCUGCUGGCAAUGCGUGGGCUCUCAAUGCCUUCCCUACACUAUUUUAUGCUUUUGUCCCAUCCUUUGGGCUUCUCAAUGGCAUUUCCUUGUUCCCAAGGAUCUCAAGCCCAUGGUUCGUACCAUUUGCCUAUGUAACCAUUGCAAAGCAGGCAUACAGCCUAGGUGAGGGGCUAUGGUUGGGAGAGACAGUCGAGUCAUGGUGGAACCAACAGCGGAUUUGGCUCUAUAAAAGGACCGCAUCCUACUUAUUCGCCACCAUUGAUGCAGCACUUAAGUUAUUAGGGCUUGGCAAGUCAACAUUCGUGAUCACGGCCAAGGCAACUGAUGCAGAGGUGGCCAAGAGGUAUGAUGAAGAGAUCAUGGAGUUUGGUUCCCCUUCUCCCAUGUUCACUGUCCUAGCCACAUUGGUAAUGGCUAACCUAUUGUGUCUAGUUGGUGCAAUCAAGAGGGUGGCCAUAGGUGACGAAGCCGGAGAUGUCGAGGCAUUGGUGUUGCAGUUUGUUCUAUGUGGGGUGUUGGUCAUCAUCAACUGGCCCAUCUAUCAAGGGCUCUUCUUGCGCAAGGACAUGGGCCGCCUGCCAACCUCAGUUGCACUUACAUCGACCGGUUUGGCUGUUUUGGCCUGUCUAAUUCCCAUGCAUUAGAGCAUAGGUCGCACAUACAACAUUCACGAAUUUGAUGCAGACACCAAAGCCAUAGAUCCCAUUUUCCAUUUAUCAUUUUUUGUGUAGUGGAAUG
This is a messenger RNA of Magnolia sinica, 1729 nucleotides long. Its product is annotated as cellulose synthase-like protein E6. Bases 196 to 1635 code for a protein of 479 amino acids. The transcript is spliced from 5 exons. Gene Ontology annotation, cellular component: plasma membrane; trans-Golgi network. Gene Ontology annotation, biological process: plant-type primary cell wall biogenesis; cellulose biosynthetic process. The record is from RefSeq and is a predicted model, not a curated record. Lineage: Eukaryota; Viridiplantae; Streptophyta; Magnoliopsida; Magnoliales; Magnoliaceae. Gene Ontology annotation, molecular function: cellulose synthase (UDP-forming) activity; mannan synthase activity.